UGGCUGCGUCAAAACUUUUGCCGCGAUCGCGCAGUUUCUGUUUACAUGCGCUGUAAUACGUAGUUUGAUAAUCAAAACAAAGUAAUAUUUAUUGACUUUUAAGUGACAAAAACUAUUUAAACAAUUAUAAAAGUGAUUUUAAGUGACAAAUGAACGGUGUUAAUGUGAAAAUAUGACCAAGAACUUAUUUGGAAUGAUUUCGUUUAAAGUUUGGAUGUGUUUGGUUGCGGUGGCCGGUGCGCGCGCACGCUCCGCGCCGCCCGCCCCUGUCGGCUGUCAGUGGGACUAUUCGGACGCAAAGUUGAGUGAAUCUAACUUUCUCACGUGUAAUAUCAAAACCAUCGGUUCAGCAGACUUCUUAUUUAAAAACAUAACCACGGCGCAGGCGUAUAACAUCAACAAGUUGAAACUGACUUGUUCUGACUUACUUUUCUUUGAAAGUUCUCUACACAUGAAUACAGGCAGUUUUUUAGGACAGUUACGAAAAUUGGAAGACCUGCGCAUUGAAUACUGCAAAAUACGUUAUGUCCCGGCGACCGUUUUAUCACCGCUACGUGAUUUAACGAGUCUGACUCUACGGUCAUACAAUACAGAUUGGCCUGCCAUGACAAUAGAAUUUCAUGCUGAGAGUUUUCGUGGAUUAAUGGAACUUCGAUCACUGGACUUAGGUGAUAAUAAUAUUUAUAUGCUACCAUCUGAAGUAUUUUGUCCGCUUUUUAGUUUAGAGUCAUUAAAUUUGACAAACAACAGAAUGCAAGAUAUUUCCGAUAUUGGAUUCUCAGACUGGGGCAAAGGGCCUAUCGCACCUGGUAAAUCAUGUAAUACAGGAUUGAAAAUGCUUGACUUAUCUCAUAACAAUAUUUUAAGACUGCCUGAUAAUGGUCUUUCAAGCUUAAGAUCUUUAGAAGUCUUGAAAAUUCAUAAUAAUUUAAUUAAUGAAAUUGGAGACCGAGCGUUCGUCGGGUUAAAUUCAUUGAAAAUUUUAAAUUUAUCUGGAAACAAAUUAGUUGCAGUCCCCCCAGAACUGUUUCAAUCUUCUCGUGUUAUCAAGGAAAUAUCAUUAGCGAAUAAUUCUUUAUCUGUAUUAGCACCUGGAUUAUUAGAAGGACUUGAUCAGCUGGAAAAAUUAGAUUUAUCAAGAAAUCGUCUCACAAAUGAUUGGGUCAACAGAGACACCUUCUCUGGAUUGAUUCGUUUAAUUAUUUUGAAUCUAUCAUACAACGCUCUGGCUCGCUUAGACCCUAAAUCAUUUCAAGAUUUGAAUAAUCUACAGGUAUUGAAUUUAGAUAACAACGCUAUUGAAGUAAUUAGCAAUGGAGCGUUUUCCGAGUUAAAAAAUCUGCAUCAACUUUCAAUAUCUGACAAUAAAAUAAAAGUAUUAAAUGAAAAUGUAUUCUCAAAUUUGUUUGUACUCAGUCAACUGUAUUUAGAUAACAAUGAAAUAUCUACAAUACAUGAACGUUCCUUUGAAAAUAUUACAUAUUUGCAGGAUUUGGGUCUAAAUGGAAACAGCCUUAAUAUGAUUCCAAAUGGCAUUAAGAGAUUACGAUUUUUAAAAUCUCUUGACAUAGGAAAGAAUAACAUUACGAAAAUUACUAAUACUUCUUUUGAAGGCCUAGAAGAAUUAUAUGGACUGCGACUUGUCGAUAAUCAUAUAAGAAGCAUACCAAAAGAUACAUUUAGUACUUUACCAUCUUUACAAGUCCUAAAUAUAGCUUCUAAUAAAAUAGAAAUAAUAGAACAAGAUGCAUUUAACUCGAACCCAACGUUAAAAGCUAUCCGUCUUGAUGGAAAUAGACUAACUGACAUUCGAGGUGUUUUUAACAAAUUAAAUACUUUAGGUUGGUUAAAUAUAUCUGACAACAAACUUAUAUACUUUGAUUACGGUUAUAUGCCAGAGAGUCUUGAAUGGUUAGAUAUUCAUAUGAAUAACAUAACAAAACUAGAUAACGAGCAAAACGUGCAACAAAACAUCCGAAUGCUCGACGUUAGCUACAAUGCCUUAGAAAACGUCGAUGAAAGGUCUAUGCCGGAUUCAAUAGAGAUCCUUUUCUUAAAUAACAACAAAAUUCACACCAUUCAUCCAGGUACAUUUAUACAAAAAAGAAAUUUGGAAAAAGUGGUUAUUACGGACAAUAAAUUGAGAACCGUUGAACUAUCAGCAUUUACGUUGCCUCACAUACCGAAACAUAGAUCAUUACCAAAUUUUUUUAUCGGAAAUAAUCCGUUUAUAUGUAACUGUCAUAUGAUUUGGCUUCAAAAAAUAAAUCUUUGGAAUCACAUGAGACAGUAUCCACGAUUCGUAGAUUUGGACUCGAUUACUUGCGAAGUCGUUAGCAACAAGUACGGUGGGAAAGCGAAUUUAAUGGAUGUUCCUGAAACACAGUUCCUUUGUUCUUAUGAAACUCAUUGUUCUUCAAGUUGUUUCUGUUGUGACUUCGAGGCUUGCGAUUGUAAAAUGACGUGCCCAGAGGGUUGUUCCUGUUUUCAUGAUAGUAAUUGGAAUUCUAAUGUUAUUGACUGUUCAAACGUUGGAUACACGGAAGUUCCAGAAAAAAUACCAAUGGAUGCUACUGAACUUUAUCUUGAUGGUAAUGAUUUUGGCGCCUUAGGAAGUCACUUAUUUAUUGGAAAGAAAAAAUUACACAAACUAUACCUAAAUAAUAGCAAUAUUGCUUCAAUGGAUAAUGAUACUUUAAAUGGAUUGCAUGCGCUUAAUGUUCUACAUCUUGAAAAUAAUCAUUUGACGGAAUUAUCUGGAGGAGAGUUUUCUCAAACAAAACAUUUGCGAGAGUUAUAUAUAAAUGAUAACCUGUUGACAAGUGUUGCUAAUAAAACAUUUGAAAACUUAUCUUCCCUGCGUAUUGCUCAUCUACAAGAAAACAAAAUAUUGGACCUUGAUAAGAAGUUGGCUCAUAUCGUUCACUUAGAAAAUGUGAAUGUACGGGGCAACACUUUCACUUGUUCCUGUGAUAACUUAAUGUCCCUACAAAAUUGGUUUAAGAAGCACUAUGAAGAUCCAUCAGAAAUGUUGUGUUCAGCAGAAAAUAGUUUGACUUCAAAUAUAACAGUGUUUGAUGUGAUGGAUAAGUGUCGUGACUCUGGUGUUAUGGACAAUACUAUACCUACUGAAAAUCAACCUUAUCAAUAUGAUGAAAUAAGUACUAUUAAAUUAAAUUUCGUACCUCUUCUAGCUGUUGUAUUAAUAAGUGUAAUUCUCAUUUUAUUAUUCGGUGCAUUAGCAUAUUCUUUUAGACAAAAUGUGAGGUUAUGGGCUCAUUCUAAAUAUGGAGUCAGGCUAUUUAAAAGUGCUUCAAUACAAGAGAGUGAACUUGAUAGGGAUAGAUUGUACGAUGGAUAUGCUGUAUAUAGUUUAUUAGAUGAUGAUUUCGUUUCAAAAGUAGUUGCGCCUGAAAUGGAACACUUUGGUUACACAAUGUGUUUUCACUAUAGAGACUUACAACAUGCACCCGAAAAUUAUUUAUCAGAGCAAAUUACGAAUGCUGCUGAAUCAUCAAAGAGGCUUUUAGUUUUUGUUUCUUUUAAUUUCUUACAGAACGAAUGGUCUAAGAUUUCGUUUAAAGAAGCAAUAAAACAUGUCAUCACUUCGAUUCACCCUUCUUUAAGACGGCAUAGAGUUGUUUUCAUUUUAACAACAGAUGUAAGCGCUUUAAAUUUAGACUUAGACUUUCAAAACUAUUUAAAAAAUUGUAAUGUAUUACUAUGGGGAGAGAGAAAGUUUUGGGAAAAAAUGAGAUUUCUUAUGCCUGAUAUUUCAAAUUUACAUUGGAAUAAGGAUACUAUUAACUAUGCCCAUGGUGUAUGUCCUAAUGGCAGACGGCAUCCCUCUCGGUAUACCGCAUCACCGACAGCGCCAGAACAUUGGUAUAAAUACGAUGCGAUUCCUCCUCAAACACCAACCACUGCCAAUGUUGGUAUUAACAUAGAAGACGAUACAUCAAUGUUAACAAACACCACAUUGACGAGUCAAAUACAAGAAGGUGACAAUCCACACCAUAGUUACAUUUCAAUUGAUACACAAAAUUAUGAACAGCCGUACUCAGGUCGACCUAGGCCGUCUAAUACAUUACGAAAACAUCCCAACCACCACUCCCCAUCAAUACUCGAUGAGCAAGGUUAUUUACAACCCCGAUCUUCAGUACAUGAUUGCUUACCUCAAACCCAUUCGGCCGUACACAGAUAACAUGUUACAAAACUCAAAUGUCGUUAUCUCUUAAAGAUAUUUCUUAAUGGAACAGUACAUUCCAAGCCCGUGUGUAGAAUAGGCUACAUUUUAGUUGCCCAUGCCUUAUAGAUACGUGAUAAUUUUACAAUAUUUCGGUUGAUAUAUUCGGCGAAAUAACUAAUUCGUUCCUCGUAGAGUUCAUAGGGCAUAGAUGGUUUAAAUAUAUAAUAAAGAGACUGUGUUGUUAAACUAUCGCAUACGUAUCGGAAUUAAAAUAGCCUUAUUGUUCAGAAUUGAUUAAAUUUGAUUAAUGUAACAGAUUUAUUAGCGCUAAGUUCAAAGGAGUUGUCCUUUAAGACUGAUAAAAUUUAAUUGUAUAGUUUUAUAAAUUGCCAGUAUAUGAAGUGAAUGGACUUUAAGUAUUUUGGUAUAGUAUAUUAUCUCAUUGUUACCAAAUAUAUUGUAAAUAUGUGUAAGGUAAGCAUUAUGUAAAAUAUAAUGAUAUCUGUAUAGUUUCCUAGUCAUUAAUUAAGUUUGAAUAAUGUUGAUAUUUCUCGAUAGAUAGAAUGCUACAUAGUCAAUAACAUCAUUAACUUAGUCAUAGCUGGUAUUAUUAUUCCUCCUAGUGAGAUAAUGGAUUGUCAAAUUGCCUAAACUGUAUUCGAUAAGAUGAAAUUGUGUAUAUAAAUUGUUGUUAUUGACUUUGAAGCCAAAUAUACCUAAUAUAAUCAAAUCUCGACUGUUAAACGUGCUGAUAAAUUAAAAAAUUAAUAAAAUUAUC
Nymphalis io (European peacock) is the source of this 4967-nucleotide messenger RNA. RefSeq names its product toll-like receptor 6. Gene Ontology annotation, biological process: signal transduction. Gene Ontology annotation, molecular function: protein binding. Bases 173 to 4204 code for a protein of 1343 amino acids. The record is from RefSeq and is a predicted model, not a curated record. NCBI's taxonomy places the organism in Eukaryota, Metazoa, Arthropoda, Insecta, Lepidoptera, Nymphalidae. The transcript has a single exon.